Messenger RNA from Mytilus trossulus (common blue mussel), 3796 nucleotides. Its product is annotated as opioid growth factor receptor-like protein 1. NCBI's taxonomy places the organism in Eukaryota, Metazoa, Mollusca, Bivalvia, Mytilida, Mytilidae. The coding region runs from base 88 to 1377 and encodes 429 amino acids. The transcript has 7 exons. The record is from RefSeq and is a predicted model, not a curated record. Gene Ontology annotation, cellular component: membrane. Gene Ontology annotation, molecular function: opioid growth factor receptor activity.
AAGAAAAGAUAUUUAACUUCCGGUUUCACAAUCGUUUGAAUUGUUGUGCAGUAUCCAAUCAAGCAUUUAUAUUUCCUGAUAUUUGAGAUGAACGAAAGUUCUAAAGACAAAUCGAAACAAACGACGAUGGGAAGUUACUUUACACGUCAAUCUAAAGAUAAAGAAAAAGACAAGAAAGAAAAAAUGGAAGAAGAUAAACCCACAAAUUUUAUUGAUAGGAAAACGAGAUUUAAGAACAGUUCAACCAAUGAUGAUUGGUCAUCUGGAUGGUCAACUGGCUGGAGUUCUGGUGACUGGAAAAAGAAAGAUACAGAAGAUUAUCGCAAUGGAUAUCCUGGUAAAAGUGAUAAACUUGAUCAAAAUGAUAACUUGAAGUUUUACAAGAAUGAAUUAAAAUCUUAUCCUGAUGGUGAUUUAAUAGACACAAUUCACAAGAAAUGGUGGGGUAACUACAAGUUACUUGAAAGACAUCAUGGCUAUAUCCAAUGGUUGUUUCCUAUAAGGGAAUCAGGGAUGAAUUAUCAUGCACAGAUUUUACAAAAACAUGAAGCAGAAGGAAUAAUGAAAGAUGAAAAGGCGCGUCAUAGAGUUUUGAAGUCUUAUAAGAUGAUGUUAGACUUUUAUGGGAUGCAAAUCAAAGAUGAAGUGACAGGAGAGAUAGAAAAAGCUGAAAAUUGGAAGGAAAGAUUUAGCCAUCUAAACAGGUCAUAUCACAAUUAUUUGAGAAUAACCAGAAUCCUAAAAUGUCUUGGAGAACUUGGAUACGAACAUAUGAAGGUCAGAUUUCUAGAAUUUAUUAUUGAAGAAGCAUUAGAGAAGAAAACUUUGAAAAAUUGUUACGAAAGCUGUAAAGACUAUUGGGUAGAAACAUUACGAGCUGACGAUGAAAGAAAGAGACUUCAAGAUUACAUGAGAAAAGUUGAAGAAGGUUAUGAAUCAGGUGAUGACAAAUAUGGUCGCCAUAGUAACAAAGCAGACGACAGCAAAAUGUCAAAUUUAGCAUCUACUCAAAAUGAUGUCGAUAUGGACGAUGAUUCACAAGAAAUGAAGCAUUAUGCAAAGGAAGCUGAGGAAGGAUCAGAAAAAGUACCGCUUGAAAGUCAAAUGUCACUUGAUAAUAUUGUCGAUCAAGGGAAAUCAGAAGAUGAAGAUAAAUGUGAUGAAGAUAGUGAAAUCCGUGAUUCAGAUGCAAUGGACACUGAACAGGGACAAAAACAAGAGGAGACUACGGGAAAGGAGCAAAAUAAAGAAACAAAGCAAAAACCAGACGAAAAUUCAAAGACAGAAACCAAUCAAGACUUGUCAACGUCGCAAGCAAAAACUAGCACACAAACAGAUAGCCAAGACACACAAUCAUAUAAUUUACAGAAUGUCUGAUUUAUUUAUGUUUAACUUGAAAACCAUUCAAUAGUUGUGAUAUUUUCAUAUGUGUUAGAAAACAGGACUAAGCCAUUAACAUGAUAAAGGUAGAAUACUAAAAUAGAUGGAUUUGAACUUUGUUUAUUUGUUAUAAUUAAAAGAAGGUUCAUUGAUAAUUAUUACAUGUAUUGAUUCCAAAUGAUACUUCAGUUUGUAAUUGUAAAGUCAGAAAUUAUUGCAAGCAUUUGUUUAAAUUUCAGUUUUGACAUAACCAACUAAAAUUUGAUAUUAAUUGUUGUAAUUUCAGGAAAAGCUGCAUACAGAUUUAUAUGUUUUGAUAUACAAAUAUUUUAAUAACCCAGUUGCACAAUUCGCAAUAAAAUCUGAAUUUACAGUUAUAAUCAAGAAGAAAAAUUAGCCAAAGAAUAUUUAGUGUAAACACAAUGAAUCAUGAAGGAUUUCAUAGUGACAUCAAAAUUGUACACCUUGUCAGAUGCUGAAAAUGUUAAUUUUAUAUAUUAUUUGUGCAAAGGAGUAGGUCCGGUAAGAGCCCUUUUUGGCCCCAAAAUAUAGCAGUUUUACAAAAUUGUUAAAAUGUAAACUUUCAGUUAUUUAUUGGAUAGUAAAAUGGUUCUGCUACAUAAAUAUGGGCUGUUUUUGGCAAUACAAUGCACAUAUAUUGAGUACUAGCACCAUUAAGUCAUGCUAAAUUACUGAUAUCAUCAAAAUUCAAGCAUUUUAGUUAAAUUUUAGACGGUUUCCGUGUAAAACGAAAGUGGCCGCAUUCGUGUUCAUCCAAAAUAUUAAAAUGGAAGUUGUAUUUGAUGAUAAUACAUAACAUAUAUAAAGAUUGAGGAUGAACACGGAUGCGGCCACUUUCAUUUUUGACAAAAAAACAUCUGAAAAGUGACAUUUUUUCACAUAUUUGGUAGAUUUUUCAUAUUUUAGCUUGAAUCGGAUCGUUUUUUAUGACUAAAUGAGUUAAAAUCUUUCACAAAAAGUCUUCAUUUCAAAUGAAAUAGACACUUAAGUGUUCAAAAAGUGGGCAAAAUCUUUCAUCAGAUGAAACUGAAAUUUGAGGCCAAAAUCGGUCCUUACCGGACCUACUCCUUUGCUUUCAAAACAUAAUACCCACAUGCAUUGAACAUCAUGAUUUUGAAUCUUAAUAUAUUUCUCAGUAUUUUCACUAUUUCUCCUUGUUUCGUCAAAAGUUAAAAACUGUUCUUUUAUAUUUAAAAAAAAAGUUCCAAGGAAAUAUUUUUCAGAAGGAAUAAGAUCUCAAUUAUGUAAAAUGCAAUAUAGCAGUAGAAAUGUCUUUUGAAUCUAGAAUGAUACCACUCCAAGCUAUUAACACUACCAAAAAGCAACAAGAAAAUGUGUAUGUUCUAAUAACAAAAUUAAGGUGGUAAGACAUGUUAUAUCAAAGGUCAAGGCCAAAAUUCCCUCUUUAAGUCUCUUAGGAUUUCCUUUAGAAAAUGUUCUUUGAUUGUCCAUCAUCAAUUAUGAAUCUAAAUUUAAUUAAUGGACACUCUUUGUGGUCAAGUGGUAGUAUGAUCCACUUGAGAAAGGUAUAUGGUUGGUGCAAUAUCUAGAAAAAUAUGGUCAAACUAAUGCCUAAACUGAAUCAACCAUGGCUGAAGGAGAUAUCUUGUAGGUCAAGGUCACAGCUAUGAAUGUGAAACUUUGAAUAUAUGAAUCAUGUCUUUUUCCAUUUCAAAAUUAAGUCUCACAAAGCUCACAAACAAAAACAUCUUAAUUGCUCAUCAACAAAAAACUUUACAUUGCAGAGCUUUGUAUUUAUUAUCAAUAACAGAAAAUAUGAGUAAGGGGCAAGAAGUUCUACCCCCAAUUCCCCCUUUUUUAUACAACUGCAAAAAAAAAAAAAAAAAAAUUGUACAAUAGAAUUAUUGAACAUGAAAGAAACUGACUAACUUCAAGACUAUAAGACUAAAUAAAUGUACAUUCUUACAAUCUGCAAUAAAUCUUAUCACAGGGAUUGACAGAGUUAUUUCCCCUGGUAAGUCUAACACUAAUGUGUAGUGAUGUAAGACCAACAGAUCCAUCUCAUUCCUGUUUUACUGAAGCAUUUAUAAUUUAUAAUCUAUUGUUGUUUGUAUUGAAAAUUAAACAUAUAUAGAAUUAAUUUCAACAAUAUUUUUGUAUUAAAAAACAAAUUAUUGUAAUAAUAUAUACAAAAUAUUACACAGAUAUAAAUUUACGAAAUGGUGUUUCAAAAUGUUGCAUAGGUUAUCCCAAAGAAAUGGUAUGAUAUUAUGGAAUUUAAAAGCUAUUGUUACUGUAAACCAACCAUUUUAUUUUUUGGUAAUUUUUCAUUAUUGUUUUGCAUCAUCAGGUUAUAAUUGCUUGAACAAAGUUGAAAUUAAAUUGUUGAUGAAUAUGUAUGGCUGUUGAUUUUUGUAAUAAAACAAGCACUUUA